UGGGGCUGGGAGCAGGAAGUGCACGUCACUGACACGGGAAUGGGACGAAAGGAAGACAACACCACCAUGAUGAAGAGAAUGUCAAACCCGCUUCGUGUAGGAAGCAGAACUAAUUGAAUUCCAAGCUUCAACUCAGAGAAAAAAAAAAAAAAAAAAAAAAGGAUGAACUGUGUCCGAGCUGGAACUGAGGCAUCAGGAAGGGUAACGGCGUGUUGCUAAAUGGAGUCGGAGCAGCUGUACCACAGAGGCUACUGCAGGAACAGCUACAACAGCAUCGCCAGCGCCAGCAGCGACGAGGAGCUGCUGGAUGGAGCCGGCGUCAUCAUGGACUUCCACACCACCGAGGACGAUAACCUGCUCGACGGGGACGCUGCCUCCCCAGGGUCUAACUACGCCAUGACUAAUGGAGGCGGGGCUGCCAGCAGUUCCACACACUUGCUGGACUUCCUGGAGGAGCCCAUUCCCGGUGUGGGCACCUACGAUGACUUCCACACCAUCGACUGGGUCCGCGAGAAGUGCAAGGAUCGGGAGAGACACCGAAAGAUCAAUAGCAAGAAAAAAGAGUCGGCAUGGGAAUUCACCAAGAGCCUGUAUGAUGCUUGGUCCGGUUGGCUGGUUGUGACGCUCACUGGCUUGGCAUCGGGCGCUUUGGCCGGCCUGAUCGACAUUGCCGCCGACUGGAUGAAUGACCUGAAGGAGGGCGUGUGUCUGAGCGCCAUGUGGUUCAACCACGAGCAGUGCUGCUGGACGUCCAACGAGACCACCUUCGCUGAGCGGGACAAGUGUCCUCAGUGGAAGAGCUGGGCUGAGCUAAUACUGGGGCAGGCUGAGGGCCCCGGCUCAUACAUCAUGAACUACUUCAUGUACAUCUACUGGGCUCUGUCCUUCGCCUUCCUGGCUGUCUGUCUGGUCAAAGUGUUCGCACCGUACGCCUGCGGCUCAGGGAUUCCUGAGAUCAAGACAAUCCUGAGUGGGUUCAUCAUCCGAGGCUACUUGGGCAAGUGGACCCUGAUGAUAAAGACCAUCACUCUGGUUCUGGCCGUGGCGUCUGGCCUCAGCCUGGGGAAAGAAGGCCCCCUGGUCCACGUGGCCUGCUGCUGCGGUAACAUCUUCUCCUACCUCUUCCCAAAGUACAGCAAGAACGAGGCUAAGAAGCGAGAGGUUCUGUCUGCAGCCUCAGCUGCCGGUGUGUCUGUUGCUUUUGGAGCACCAAUCGGAGGAGUUCUCUUCAGUUUGGAGGAGGUGAGCUACUACUUUCCUCUGAAGACGCUGUGGCGCUCCUUCUUCGCUGCCCUGGUGGCGGCCUUUGUGCUGCGCUCCAUCAACCCGUUUGGUAACAGCCGCCUGGUACUGUUCUACGUGGAGUACCACACGCCGUGGUACCUCUUUGAGCUCAUUCCUUUCAUACUGCUGGGUGUGUUUGGGGGGCUCUGGGGAGCCUUCUUCAUCCGCGCCAACAUCGCCUGGUGCCGGCGGCGCAAGUUGACCCGCUUCGGGAAGUACCCGGUGCUGGAGGUGAUCCUGGUGGCGGCCAUCACGGCGGUGGUCGCGUUCCCAAACCCUUACACGCGCCAGAACACCAGCGAGCUGAUCAAGGAGCUGUUCACAGACUGCGGCCCGCUGGAGUCCUCUCAGCUCUGCCAGUACCGCAGCCAGAUGAACGGCAGCAGAGCUUUCACCGACGACCCCAACCGGCCGGCGGAGCCCGGCGUCUACUCCGCCAUGUGGCAGCUCUGCCUGGCACUCAUCUUCAAAAUCAUCAUGACUAUAUUCACGUUUGGACUGAAGGUACCGUCUGGUCUGUUCAUCCCCAGCAUGGCCAUCGGUGCCAUCGCUGGGCGGAUCGUCGGCAUCGCCAUGGAGCAGCUGGCCUACUACCACCACGACUGGUUCUUGUUCAAAGAGUGGUGUGAGGUGGGGGCCGACUGCAUCACUCCUGGGCUCUACGCCAUGGUGGGGGCUGCAGCCUGUCUGGGUGGUGUGACUCGUAUGACGGUCUCCCUGGUGGUCAUCGUGUUCGAGCUGACCGGCGGUUUGGAGUACAUCGUUCCCCUCAUGGCUGCCGUCAUGACCAGCAAAUGGGUCGGCGACGCCUUCGGCCGCGAGGGGAUCUACGAGGCCCACAUCCGUCUGAACGGCUACCCCUUCCUGGACGCCAAAGAGGAGUUCACGCACACCACACUGGCCAGAGACGUGAUGAGACCCCGGAGCAGYGACCCGCCGCUGGCCGUGCUGACGCAGGACGACCUGACGGUGGAGGAGCUGCAGGCCGUCAUCAACGAAACCAGUUAUAAUGGUUUCCCUGUAAUCGUGUCCAAGGAGUCRCAGAGACUGGUGGGCUUUGCUCUGCGAAGGGACAUAACUAUUGCUAUAGAAAAUGCUCGCCGCAAACAGGAGGGCAUCAUGUUGAACUCCAGGGUGUACUUCACCCAGCACGCUCCCACCCUGCCGGCYGACAGCCCUCGACCCCUCAAGCUGCGCUCCAUCCUAGACAUGAGCCCCUUUACCGUCACAGACCACACCCCUAUGGAGAUCGUGGUGGACAUUUUCAGAAAGCUGGGGCUGCGCCAGUGUCUGGUCACCCACAACGGGAUUGUGUUGGGCAUCAUCACAAAGAAGAAUAUAUUAGAGCAUCUGGAGGAGCUCAAGCAGCACACGGAGCCCCUGGCGCCUUCUUGGUAUUAUCACAAAAAAAGAUAUCCUCCGUCACAUGGCUCAAACGGCAAACCAAGAUCCAGAGUCCAUCAUGUUCAACUGAUCCGCUCCUUCCAGGAGAGYGUGGAGGAGGGAGGAGACAACAGCGAGGAGGAGGGGGUGUGCCUCCUGAACGGCUCCAGUCUAUGACGAACGGACCCCCCCGUUAGGUUUCAGUUUCUUCUCUUUAUGUUUUAGUGUUCAGUUUUGUGGACCCUGAACCUCACUGACUGACCGUGGCCCUCAGAGACUUAUCGGCCACGAGUAGACAGGAAAAAAGAUGAUGAAAGACUUUUUAUCAUCAUCCGGCUGCUGAGGACACACAGAAAGGUCAAGUGUUGACGACACACACACACAGGAGGGACGCACUGUCUACACACUAACACACACUUUUGCACUUGCAGACACUUCAUACAUGCAUGUUACCCUCACACACACACACACACACACACACACACACACUCACACACACACACACCCUCCUGACCUGUAAAGCUUCACCCAUUUGCACUCUUUGUUGUGCCUCACCUGACGGGAGGUCAAAGGUCAGAAUGAACCGCUAACGAAGGACGCGAUGAAGAACCUCAACACCUCCAGGUUCCCUCACCCACACACACACACACACACACACACACACACACACACACCUCUGACCUGUCCGUCCUCUGGAAAACCACUAUGUUUACCUGUGAAUAAUGUGUGUGAAUGAGUGUGUGUCUGUGGCGCUCUGACAUUCCAGGCAGGUUACCACUGGGAAUGGAGAGGACGAUCACCUGGUCCUGACACACAGCCUCUCCCCCAGGUGUGUGUGUGCGUGCGUGUGUGUGUGUGUGUGUGUGCGUGUGUGAUACGGAGAGGUACUGAAGUAGAGUUGGUACUGUAUUUCAAGAACAAAUAAGUUCUCUCUCUAAUGGAAAGAAGUUAAAGUGUGUUUUCAUUUUUGAGCCAAUUUCAGGUGUGUGUGUGUGUGUGUGUGUGUGUGUGUGUGUGUGUGUGUGUGUGUGGUCCGUUUAAUAUGAAGGCAACUAAAAACAGUUUUUAAAAUCUUGCCCAGGUUCAGUUCUACUGUCAAACAAAACCAUUCUUGUCGGUCUCAAACUCGUUCCUCCCUCUGUAAUAAUCUCGCCUUGACUUUAUAUUUAAAACACUUGAUYUGUGAUUUUGUUGAAAAUAUCAGUGUUAAACUUUUUUCCUCUCUUUCUUCAAAAGACUCCCAAAACUCAGAUGCUUGGACUGUUACCUUUUAUUUCCUAAAGUCUGUUUUUAUUUUGUGAUUCUGUUAUCGUGACGCCUUCACUUUGGUUUUAGUUGAUCAGAGAACAAGAUCAGAGGCGAGGAUAAAGUGACACUUUAUUGUUUUCAAGUCCAAGUUUUACAUUUGAAAAAGAAAAAAAAAGAUUUAAUCUGCUGGGUUUGAGCCACAAUACAAAAUACGUCCUUUGACUGAUCACACAACAAAUGCUCUUUAAUCUAAAGGUUAUUAGUCAUUACACUGCUUUUAAUGAAAUUAUAUGAAAUACUAAGUCUGCUAAAUUAACUAUAUUUAAUGUAGUUAUUGAUUAUUUUUGCCAAUAAUUAGGCGAGUUUUGCAAAAACCUGCGCAGCCAACAGGAUAAAUGUUGGAGUGAUUUAAAUCAGGUCAGGUACCCAGAUGUUUGACCCUAAACUCGUUCUGUUUGAUCCUCUAAGUGUAGUUUAAGAGCCUGAAACAUCUGGAAAAGAAAAAUCAUUUUUCCUGCAGUUCUGGAAGGAAAACAGAACUCCCGUUUGGAAACGUUCAGGCUGAUUCUAAAAAACAAAAAGUUUAAUCCCAACAUGCUGCUGAUGAAGAUUUUCAGGUCUUUAGUCUUUUCUGCACAUUUUUUUUUUUGCUUUAUCAUCUCAAAUUUGACUAAUUCAAUGAAAAUGAUGAAGAGCAAUGAGGCAACUUGUCAGGCGAGGGGGAGAGAAGCUGUAGCAUCUUUAUCAACUGUGUGUGUGUGUGUGUGUGUGUGUGUGUGUGUGUGUGUGUGAGGGGUGAUUGUCGUCCUUGCGUUGCGGUGACUGUCCUGCAGUUGGACAGGAAGCAGAGCAUCAUCGUGGUGUUGCCUAACGUCGUGUUUCCAACCGAUCUCGGUGUUUUUUCUCCUUUACUUUCUGAUUUAUGGGUAGUGUCAAUACAGUUGUGAAUUAUUAUUAUUAUUAUUAUGAAGAAUUUUAUGUAUGAUUACAUUGUUUGAUUGUACAUUUAAAAAGAGAAUAUGUAAAGAAAAAUGUUUUAAAUUAAAAGGAGAAAAUCUUCAAGUUGCA
Molecule: messenger RNA, 4983 nt
Organism: Austrofundulus limnaeus
Lineage: Eukaryota; Metazoa; Chordata; Actinopteri; Cyprinodontiformes; Rivulidae
Gene: clcn3
Product: chloride channel 3
Exons: 15
Coding region: 220-2844 (874 amino acids)
Biological process (GO): chloride transport; transmembrane transport
Cellular component (GO): early endosome; Golgi apparatus; plasma membrane
Molecular function (GO): chloride:proton antiporter activity; voltage-gated chloride channel activity
Source: RefSeq, a predicted model, not a curated record